Messenger RNA from Octopus bimaculoides (California two-spot octopus), 3525 nucleotides. Its product is annotated as wolframin. Gene Ontology annotation, cellular component: endoplasmic reticulum membrane. Gene Ontology annotation, biological process: endoplasmic reticulum unfolded protein response; calcium ion homeostasis. NCBI's taxonomy places the organism in Eukaryota, Metazoa, Mollusca, Cephalopoda, Octopoda, Octopodidae. The record is from RefSeq and is a predicted model, not a curated record.
UGUUUUGUUAUCCACCCCCGUUAAAAUAAACAACUCGUCUAACCAGAGUUGCGCGACUGACAGACAGGCAGUCAGGCCAACAGACAGUGGUUGUGCUGUUUAAAUGCCGCACUAUGACAGCAGUGGACAAAGUACCGCCGCCAACUAAAGAGAUGGAGUCGUCCCUCGAUCCAGAGGUUUUGAAGAGAGCAGAAGAUGGAUCGGAAGAGGACCAACUUAUCGUGGGUAAACAUUUCUUGGUAUUGGCUCAGUCUGGGGUCAAUGAAGAGAAAAACGGCGUUGAGGCUGUAAAAUGGCUCAUCAUGGCAUCGAAACAAGGCAAUGAACCUGCAACAGAACUUCUCUGUCACUGCAAGGAUACACAAAUGGGGAUCACAGAACAGAAUGAAGAACUCAUUAAAUGGUGUAUAAAUACGUCUUCAAUGGAAAAGAAAAUCAGACUUGCUGCCAGGCAGAUGUUUGGCUCUCUCAACAAGACCCACAAAGAAGUGUUGAGCAAGGAUGAGUAUAUGAAAGCCAUAAAGGAAAUCCCAGGGGAUGAACAGGCACGGAAAUUAUUGGCUGCAGCAGGUAAGAAGAUUGGUGAUGCCAUCUCUGAAGAUGCUUUCGUAAAGACCAUCUCCAAGAAGAUCCAAGGAAAGAUUAAUUUGACUGAGGAAGAAGCAGCUGAACAGUCUGAGGUGUACAAGAGAUCAAGCAUUUGGUCAAAGAUUAUGAAACAUCCGAUGACUACGAUCAAAGUUUGUGUCCAGCACGUGUUGGAAGUGGCAUCAACUCGAGGAACCAGUUGGCUGCUCUCUCUCAUCCCAACCCGACAAAUCUAUUUUAUGUUGCUGCUCUUCGUCUACAGUUUCAUCACUCCAGACCUUAUUUUAUUUAUUUUCCCCCUCUUCUUCUUCUACCUUUCUAUUGCCGCCAUGAUAAUUUCUACCUUGCAGAUGUUCUACAGUCGGCAGAAGCUUUCGGAAACAGCUCGGCUGACGUCUGUGUUGAAGAAUUUUGAGAUUGGCGUCGACAUUGAAAAUGUCGAGUCCCAGUUCUGCUGGAAUUCUAUGGCGCCGUAUAUAGUCUUUUUCCUGUCAGUUUUUACUACGGUUUUUAAUUUUUCUCUGGCCGACAAAUUGUACAUACCAUGUUCGGAGUUUUGUGUUAUCUCUCUGCUGUUAGCCAUUAGUUGUUUUAUUGCAUUAAGUGACAGCUAUGACCACUUGACCUUAGCAUGUCUGGCCACCAACUUAUUUGCCUCCCUUCCGACACUUAUGAAAAAUUUCCCAGACAUCCCUGUUGUAGUCCAACUCCUCCAGUUCAUCUCGUCUCCGUUGUUUGUGAUCCACAUUGGACUCGGAUUCAACUUCAACUUCAGCCUCCCGUCUGCUGCUUUCAUCACCCUCCUCUUCCUCUUCAUGUUCAUGGCCAGGAAGAAAUCCUGGCAAGGAUUCUACCGAGUCCUCAUUCCUCACCUGGUCUGCUAUUUUUGGUGGAACUUUGCGAUAAUACUCUUUACUUACACCACCUGGUGGACCUUGGCUCGUGCCACCGUCGGUUACCUCAUGCUGCCUCUGUUAGUGCCACUUUCGUUCUUGACUGCUUGCCUGUCGGUUCUCUACUUCAUUUUCAAAAUUGUCCAAUCAGCGGUGUUCGGUAAAAUUCUGACGACUGCUAUUCUGCUCGGGAUUCCACUUGGUCUCACGCAAAGCCAUCUUUUGCUUGGAGACCAAAUUAACUCGAAAUACCGAGUCGCAAAACGAAUUGCAAUUGCCAUUUUCUGCGUCGUUGCUAUUGUUCCGUUGUUCUUCAUUCAGAUUCCUGCGAUGCACGAAGAGACUCAGAGUCAGUUGACAUGGCCUGAAUACAUGCAACGUUGCAGCAGUAUUCCUCCAGGUGAGACCAAAGCGACGACUGCAAUACGCUGCUCGCACCUGCAAGGAAUAAAAGUCGCAUGGAACGGUACAAUUGAAGACAUAACCAUUACAAAAGUGGAGAAUUCGGCAGAGAAAUUUCUUGAAAGUAUACCACUGUUUAUAGCAAACCACUUACGCUGUGCCUACGGAGAAGCUUAUGAGUGUAAGGAAGAAAACUUUGAGAAUACCGUCGACUACGAACAUUGCCAGCAAAUGAUGUCUCUAGGCCGGACCUGUCACCUCAAAGAAUAUGAUUACUAUACGUUUAAGGUAUUUGUUACCAUGCAAGGAUCUUACAUUCAAUGUUCGCUGCUGGCAGAUUACCGUUUCCAAGACCAGCUGCUGACUUUACGAGUUGGAGACCGUGUAAGAUUCAUUGGCCUGAUAGCACAAAAUUUGGCGCUGGGUGACCCUAUUCUUCAUCUCCGCCACAUAUCUACUGAAGACCGAGAUUUGCCUCAGAUGAUAGAGAUUAACGAAAUCCAAGAUAUUUUCCGAAUGAAGUUAGUCGAGAUGUUAUCAAUAUUGGUGCGAUUCUUCAUGUUCCCUUUGUUUGAGUUUGCUUACAAUUAGAACUGCUGACGGUAAAUUAACUGUUCACAUUACAUAUACAUAUAUGUAUACACACGUAUAUGGAUACAUACACAUAUAUAUCCAUGUAAGAUAGAUGUAUGUGUGUGUGCAUGCAUAUGCAUGUGUGUGCAUACUUAUGUAUGUACAUUCAUAAAUGUAUACAUAUAUAUGUAUAUGUGUGUGUAUCUAUAAAUAUAUAUAUAUAUUUAUAUAUAUUUCAAUACAGACAAAUAAUUCAUGAGAAAAUAUUUGUGAAGGUAUCAUUGACUCUGUUAUUAUCUAGUGUAACAAUUUUAAAAUGAUAAUAACAAAAUCAAUAAUAUACACAUAAAUUAGUAAGCACAUGUGUGCACACACAGAUAGGUUUAUAAACUAUAUACAUAUGUGUGUGUGUAUGUAUAUAUGCAUGCAUGUAUGUGUUUAUGCAUACAUGUAUGUACUAGUAUGUAUGUGUGUAUCUACGUGUGUAUAUAUAUAUAUAUAUAUAUAUAUACAUGCAAAUACGUAUAUAAUGUUAGAAUUGUAUCAUAAUUUAUUAUAAUUUAUUAAUAUUUCCUAACUUUGUUUUGCUGCCUUUAUUUUUACUUUUUUUUUUUUUUUUUUUUUUUUUUUUUGGUGUAUAUACAUAAUUAUACAUCAUUUGUUAAAAGCACACUUUCAUAAUAUCAUGUCAUUAAAACUAGGCUGGACUGAAUCAAAGACAAACUUUUACAAGAAUUUUCGCAAGGAAAACAAAAGAACUUUCUCUCUGUCUCACCAAAAGUGCACUAUAUUCUUUAAACUGGAAUCGUUUAAGUGUUUGAGUCUGAAAUUUCAAUCCUAGAACAGCAUGACUUUCAAUAAAGAUCAAAUAACUUCGGUUAGAACUGGUGCUUUGAUCUGUUUUCUUUGAGUUAUAUAUAUGAUACAUCUGCUAAAUGAAAUUUAUUUGAACUGUUAAGUCUGCUGAUGGAAUUCCCAUGUCUUGAAGUCUGAAGACAGGGAUAACUCUAGUUAUAAAUGGCAUUUUUAUUAAUUUCAUUUGUACCAUAAUAAAGUCUGCUUAAAGAAA